AUGGGCUCUCUCACGGGCUAUGGCUCCAAUAGGGACCCUCCCAGGGGAGGUGGCACUCACCCUGUGGGCCCUGCUAGCAGCGAUGGCGACCCUAUGGGCCCUCAAAAGGGCGGCGGCGCCCCUGAGGGCCCUCCCCGAGUUCCAACUAGUGCUAAAACAACUGCCCCCAGAGGACUUUCCAGGAGCUCUAACGUCCCCAAGCACCUUCUCAAGAGCGGGGGCGCUUCAAGGGGCCCUCCCAGGAGUUGUGGAUCCCCCAGGGGCCCUUCAAAAGCUUUGGCGCCCCCAGGGGUCCUCCCAGAUGAGGGGGUGCCCUUACAGGCACUCACAUGGGCGUAG
Molecule: messenger RNA, 339 nt
Organism: Homarus americanus (American lobster)
Lineage: Eukaryota; Metazoa; Arthropoda; Malacostraca; Decapoda; Nephropidae
Product: basic salivary proline-rich protein 1-like
Exons: 2
Coding region: 1-339 (112 amino acids)
Source: RefSeq, a predicted model, not a curated record